AUGAAAAAGGUCUCUUUACAGCUAGUACAAGUUAUUUGUGCCAUUGUAUGGUGUCUGUUCGCGGCUGGCACCAUUUUUGGGUUUGCAGCAUUAAAACCUAUUUUGAUCGACCAGGGUGUCUAUUCAGAGCUCUGUUCACCACUUAACUCCACCGUUGCAGCGUUUGCAGAUGGGUUGAAACAGUCGCGUCUCGAGGAAAUGUCCCUCAAGCCCUGUACUGCUCAAGAUUUGAAGCUCAACAUGAUGUUCACUCUGGGAGCGGGAACUACCAAUGUCGUGGCUCUCUUGGUGGGAUACGUAUUGGACAUCAAAGGUCCUCGAGUGUGCGGAUUUGUAGGAUCUGCAGCUUUGACUCUGGGAACUCUCAGUCUGGCCUGGAGCUCGAAGUUGGUCGCCUUUUUCGACCCUUAUAUUAUCGGAUACAUCUUGCUGGCUAUUGGAGGACCCUUCGUGUUCAUUUCAACCUUCCAAUUGGCUAACAGCUUCCCCAAAAAAUCCGGAACCAUUUUAGCCUUACUGACCGGCGCAUUCGACUCCUCGUCUGCUCUGUUUUUACUCUAUCGAAUUGUGUAUCAGAACUGGGCACCCAAUUUGACAUUAAAGAAGUUCUUCACGGGCUACCUGGUGGUGCCAGCCUUCAUUUUUGUGUGCCAAUUAUUUAUCAUGCCCAAAGAGUCUUACAAGACCCUUGGUGCCAUCGAGAAAAUGGAGGUGGAGGGUCUAAACAUGGACGGGUCGCUUCCAGAAGGCGAAGAUGGGUCCCGCAUCAUUCCUGAUGCGACCGAGAGACAGUCUCUAUUAUCAAAUCACUCCUCUGGAAUUCACCCAGUGCUUUCUACAGACUCUCGCCGGAAAUCUGUGUGGGAAAACUACGUGGAGGCCAAGCUUGAGAAGAAAACCAGUGGGAUUUUCGGUGCAAUGCACGGACGUUCAGCUUCCAACCAAAUCAAAAGUCCUUGGUUUGCAUUGAUGCUGGUUUUCGUGGUCAUUUGCAUGCUAAGGAUAAACUAUUUUGUCGCGACUGUUAGAUCGCAGGAAGAAUACCUACUUGAUGAUUCCAGCCUGGCAUUGAAAUUCAACGCCAUUUUCGACGUCGCGCUCCCUGUCGGUGGAGUUUUCUCGAUACCCUUCAUCGGACUGGUGUUAGAUAAUUGCUCCAUUCUGACGGCCAUAAUAUCUGUGUCUUCCAUCUCCAUCACCGUUGGUGUUCUCGGACUUUUCCCCUCAUUUUAUUCAAACUUGAUUGGUGUCUUGAUUUUGGUCGCCUAUAGACCAUUUUACUACACUGUGGUAUCUGACUACUGUGCCAAGGUCUUCGGUUUCGACACGUUUGGAACUGUGUACGGUCUGUUGAUGUGCUUAUCGGGUUUGUUCAACAUGAGUCAAACUAUUUUGGACAAGCUUACUCACACCACAUUCAAAAUGGAUCCUACUCCUGUGAACUCCAUAUUGGUAACGCUCACACUUCUUUCGGCAGUGUCAUUGAUCACUUUCUUGUACAGAGAAAGCAAAGCCCGGGACAAAAAGAUUCGCGCCAUCGAACAAAUUUCAGAAACUGCUGAAGACUCUCCUGAAAGCUCCGCCGACACUGGAAUUCAUUAUGGGAGCGUUUGA
Molecule: messenger RNA, 1614 nt
Organism: Lachancea meyersii CBS 8951
Lineage: Eukaryota; Fungi; Ascomycota; Saccharomycetes; Saccharomycetales; Saccharomycetaceae
Source: the annotation of a GenBank genome assembly